Messenger RNA from Benincasa hispida (wax gourd), 2436 nucleotides. Its product is annotated as SEC1 family transport protein SLY1-like. Lineage: Eukaryota; Viridiplantae; Streptophyta; Magnoliopsida; Cucurbitales; Cucurbitaceae. Gene Ontology annotation, biological process: vesicle-mediated transport. The record is from RefSeq and is a predicted model, not a curated record.
UCAACCCAACGUCGCAUUUCGAGAACUCUGAUUCGGCGAAUUGAUUUGAUAGAACGAAUCCUUCAAAAUCGAAGUUUUCGAUUCUCUCUGGAGAACAGGGGGACUGAAUUUUACUUAGCUACGAAUCGCCAUGGCUUUGAACCUUCGCCAGAAGCAAACAGAAUGUAUAAUUCGAAUGUUGAAUUUGAACCAGCCGUUGAACUCAACGUCGACCGGGAACGAAGAAGAGGUUUACAAGAUCUUGAUCUUCGACAGAUUUUGCCAGAACAUACUAUCUCCUUUGAUUCAUGUCAAGGAUCUUCGCAAACAUGGGAUCACUCUUUAUUUUCUCAUCGACAAGGAUCGAAAACCUGUUCACGAUGUGCCCGCAGUGUAUUUCGUCCAACCGAGUAAGAUCAACAUAGAUAGAAUUGUUGCUGAUGCUUCUCGUUUUCUCUAUGAUAGCUUUUAUUUAAACUUCUCUUCUUCUAUUCCUCGUCCUCUUCUUGAGGAUCUCGCAUCUGGGACGCUGAAUUCGGAUUCGGUACAACGAAUCGCCAAGGUUCACGACCAGUAUUUGGAGUUCGUUACAUUGGAAGAUAAUCUGUUUUCGUUAGCACAGAAGAGUCUAUAUGUCCAAAUGAACGAUCCCUCAGCCGGAGAUCGUGAAAUUGAGGAGAUUAUAGAGAGAAUCGUGAGUGGGUUGUUUAGUGUUUUGGCUACGCUUGCUGUAGUGCCUGUUAUUCGAUGCCAACGAGGAGGGCCAGCGGAAAUGGUUGCCUCGGCACUGGAUCAGAGGUUGAGAGAUCAUUUGUUAUCGAAGAACAAUUUAUUUACAGAGGGUGGAGGAUUUGCUAGCUCCUUCCAGCGUCCGAUUCUGUGUCUGUUUGAUCGAAAUUUUGAGUUAUCUGUAGGAAUACAGCAUGAUUUUAGGUACAGACCUUUAGUUCAUGAUGUUCUAGGAUUGAAACUGAAUAGAUUGAGUGUGCAGGGUGAAAAGGGUGGGAUGAAAUCAUAUGAAUUAGAUAGUUCAGACCCAUUUUGGGUUGCAAAUGGGUCUUUGGAGUUUCCAGAAGUUGCAGUGGAGAUUGAGACUCAGUUGAAUAAGUAUAAGAGAGAUGUUGAUGAGGUGAAUAGAAGAACUGGUGGGACUGAUGGAGCUGAGUUUGAUGGAACAGAUUUGAUUGGGAACACAAAGCAUUUGAUGAAUGCAGUGAAUUCAUUGCCAGAAUUGACUGAAAGGAAGCAAGUUAUUGAUAAGCAUACAAACAUUGCUACUGUAUUGUUAGGUGAGAUCAAGGAGAGGUCACUUGAUUCAUAUGCGAAAAAGGAGAAUGACAUGAUGGCCAGAGGCGGGAUCGAUCGGAACGAACUCUUGAGUGUGCUCAAAGGGAAGGGUACUAAGAUGGAUAAGCUCCGAUUUGCUGUUAUAUAUCUUAUCUCUUCUGAAACUCUAAACCAAUCCGAAGUGGAAGCUGUGGAAGUUGCUCUGAGGGAAUCGGAGGUUGAUACUAGUGCAUUUCAAUAUGUCAAGAAGAUCAAGUCAUUGAAUGUCUCAUUCUCAUCAGCAAAUUCAGCUAGCAGAAGUAACAUUGUGGAUUGGGCUGAAAAACUAUAUGGACAGUCAAUUAGUGCAGUGACUGCUGGUGUUAAAAACCUUUUGUCUAGUGAUAGGCAGCUUGCACUGACUAGGACGGUAGAGGGGUUGAUGGAAGGAAAGCCGAAUCCCGAAAUUGAUACUUUCCUCACAUUCGAUCCACGUGCUCCAAAGUCAAGUUCUGGAACAAGUAGCAGCCACUUGAAAGGACCAUUUAAGGAAGCAAUUGUGUUCAUGAUUGGAGGGGGUAACUAUGUGGAGUACGGGAGCUUGCAAGAGCUGGCAAUGAAUCAGCAGCCAGUCAAGCAUAUAAUAUACGGUAGCACCGAAAUCCUCACCGGAGUUGAGUUUGUGGAGCAGCUUUCGCUUUUGGGGCAGAAGAUGGGACUUGGCAAUGUUGCUGCUGCUGCUGCUCCUCCUUCAGGUCGUUAACUGAACUCCCUUCUGUAGAAUUUCUUUGUCCAUUGCAGUUCCUUAGAUUGGCUAAUUGAUUAAACAAAUUGUUGCAUCUGCAACAAUUUUGGAUAAGAACAUUUUGGGUCAUAGAAUCUACCCACCUCCGUCGUUUAUGAGGCCGCUUUUUUUUCUUGAAAUCAGACUCUUGAUUGGCCUCAGCCUCCGGUAAUUUGGGAAGAAUGCCUUUUUGUAUAUGUUAGUUUGUCCAUUUUAAUAACUUUUUGUAUUCUUUAGAAGUUUUAUGUAUUUGGAAAUUCACUUGCGCCAAACAUUCUUUUGUCAAAGCUUGAGUCCUAAAUUUCUUUGUUAAAUGAUAUCUACAAAGAUAUCUAGGUUAUAUGUGUAAUGUAGGGCUUUUCAUUUCUAUUGUUGGUUAUUCACUUCCUGAAGCCAGCUUUGCUUCA